Molecule: messenger RNA, 1020 nt
Organism: Symbiodinium sp. CCMP2592
Lineage: Eukaryota; Dinophyceae; Suessiales; Symbiodiniaceae
Source: the annotation of a GenBank genome assembly
AUGCGGCCUCAGAAGAGGCAACGCUUGGAAACAGGCUUGAGCCUUGCCCAGGUCAUCCGCAGCUUUGGAAGCCCAGAGCGUCCAUCGCAGGAGGGUUUCGGUGCGAAGCCGGAAGAAGAGCCGCACACCAAGGAGGAGGUGGAAGAGGAGGAGGAGGAUGUUGGUGCGGAAGAGGUUGUAAAAGAGGAGCCUGAACCUAAAGAGGAAAGCGUUGACGCACAGGAGGAUCUUGCUGAACCUAAAGAAGAAAGCCUUGAGGAAGAGCUGGCAUGGAAGGAGGAGGAUGAUGAGGAGAAGCAGGAAGAGGAGGAGGAGGAGGAGGAGGGCAUUUAUUCUCAAAGUACCGCUGCUGGAACAUCGACGUCUGCCUCGCAAAGUUUGUCACAAGCAUCCUGGCAACCGUUGUCACAGGACUUGGAGGCCACGGCGCAUGGCUUGGAACUGGCGGAUGCAGCAGGCAUGCAAGAGCCUCGUGGAGGCUUCGCAGAUCUCAGUCCGGAAGAGAAGGAAAUACUUUUAACUGUGUCUGAAAGCCUCACGAAAGAGAUAGGUAUGAAGGCUUUUUACACGUUCGAUGUCCGGACAUGCCGUGAGGACUUGAAGAAAUUGGUGCACACCUUCUUCUCCAGGUACAGGCAGACAGAAUCCGAGGACCGCUACUUCGACACGGAAGCAAUUUAUCAGAACAAUCAGAGGAGGUUUGCAUCAACAUUGACGACGCCCUCCUUCUACCAGCGCAGUUUUCGAGGCCACCCGAUGCUACUUCGCAGUAUGGCGGAAACCUCUGCUUGUAGGACAUUCCUGGAAGAUACAGACGCUCGCGAGGUUUCCAGGUGGCUUCCGCCACCUUCCAGAGUACUGCGAAGAGAGAUCUUGGCAAAGUUCAACAAAGACUGGAAGGAGGCUAUGAUUCAGCGGGGCAUCCGUCCCAAGCUAGUUCAGCAAGAAGCUAUCCAAGCGCUUUCCGAGAAACUUAGGUCUCUGGGCUGUAGGCUGGCUUUGUGGGAUGGUAAUGCCUGA